This is a messenger RNA of Angiostrongylus costaricensis, 576 nucleotides long. The record is from the annotation of a GenBank genome assembly. NCBI's taxonomy places the organism in Eukaryota, Metazoa, Nematoda, Chromadorea, Rhabditida, Metastrongylidae.
AUGACUUCCUCUGUUGAGUUCCAUGGCUUCACUACGAUUAUAGUGAAAAUAGGAGUGAAAAAAUUGAAGAACGUUCUUUCUCGUUACAGAGUGACGAUGUGCGAUUUUGAAGUUCGAGUUCUUGGCAACAAGCAUCGACACUCUGUACAAUGCGUGUUGAUGAUCAACAUGUUCAACGAGAAGGUCUAUCUCUUCAUCUGGUUUUGGCUACUCGGUAUCGGCACUUAUACCGCUGGUAACUUCAUAUACUGGUGUCUGCAGCUUCUAUCUGACGAGAAACGAACCAGUUUCGUCGGCUGCUAUCUUAAAGUUCUCAAAUUAGUGAACGAGGAAGACCUCUCGCAUCAACGAUUACUGAACAAGUUUGUGCAGAGGUCGUUACGAGCUGAUGGGGUGUUCAUCCUUCAUCUCAUUUCUAAAAACGCCGGUGAUAUUAUUACCAGCGAUAUCAUCGCCACGUUAUGGAAGAACUUCCUUGAAGACGAGGCAGAGAAGGGACGCGAAGGCCCUCAAGCGCCUACUCUCGAGGAUGUGGACGGGUUCAAAGAGCAACUUGACAAACAUCCACUUAACUAG